AUGGGUGCCCUCUGCGGCAAGGAGUCGAGGGACGACAACUUCACCGGGCCAGGCCGCCGGCUGGACUCCCCGCCGGCAGAGAGGGCCACCGCGCCGCUACCCAGCAACAAGCGAGUCGUCGGCGGGCCCCCGCGGACGCUGGGAGGCCCGCCAACCGCGAGCGGUGAUGGUGGUGGGGCUUCUGCCGCAGAUGCCACCGAGGCAAGGCGCAGGGCUGCCGACGCCGCCCAGGCAAGAGCGAAAGCUGCAGAAGACAAGGCCACGGGCAAGUUGAGCAGCCAGCUGCAGCAGCAGAAGAAGCAGACCAUGAAUGAGACCAUGAAGCAGGCCGCCGAGGAGGAGACGCGGCGGAGGGAGAUCGAGACGGCAAAUGAGCAGCGUAACUACAACUGA
Molecule: messenger RNA, 393 nt
Organism: Diaporthe citri
Lineage: Eukaryota; Fungi; Ascomycota; Sordariomycetes; Diaporthales; Diaporthaceae
Exons: 2
Coding region: 1-393 (130 amino acids)
Source: RefSeq, a predicted model, not a curated record